AUUCCCUUCGCUGCACAGCGAUAAAUCCUCCUUGAAGAAGCAAUCUCCUUCCCAAAUACAACCAUAAACCCCCCUUUUUUUCAUCAGAUCGGGUCAUUGAAGCAUCCUCCGAUUCAUUUUCAGGCACUUUUUCCCGUAGUAUCGAUUAAACAUGAGCUUCCUCUUUGGCAAGAGAAAAACUCCUGCAGAGCUUCUGCGGGAAAAUAAGAGGAUGAUUGACAAGUCUAUCAGAGAGAUAGAGAGGGAGAGGCAAGGUCUUCAGAACCAAGAGAAGAAACUGAUUGCAGAGAUAAAGAAAAGUGCAAAGCAAGGGCAGAUGGGAGCUGUAAAGGUGAUGGCGAAAGACCUUAUCCGAACACGACAUCAGAUUGAAAAGUUUUAUAAGCUUAAAUCACAGCUCCAAGGCGUAUCUCUUCGAAUUCAAACAUUGAAAUCGACACAAGCGAUGGGAGAAGCAAUGAAAGGUGUGGCAAAGGCAAUGGGCCAGAUGAACAGACAGAUGAACUUGCCGUCGUUGCAGAAAAUCAUGCAAGAAUUCGAGAUGCAGAACGAGAAGAUGGAGAUGGUUAGUGAGGUAAUGGGUGAUGCAGUUGAUGAUGCUUUGGAAGGGGAUGAGGAAGAAGAGGAAACAGAAGAACUUGUCAGUCAAGUUCUUGAUGAGAUUGGGGUCAAUAUCAAUCAAGAGCUUGUCAAUGCACCAUCAUCGGCUGUUUCAGCACCAGCUUCAAAGGGUAAGGUUGCUGCGCAGGCAGAAGCAACUGGGAACGACGACGGUGGGAUAGAUGGUGACUUACAGGCAAGGCUAGACAAUUUGAGAAGGAUGUAGCAAGUAUGCCUUAUUACUUCUGUAUAAUAUAUGAACAUUCCCUCCUUGGUGGAAGGCAAAAAUACAUUUGAAUUGUAACAUCUUGGAAACCCGUGCGAGAGUUUAUCGAGUCAAGAUUUGGAAACACACGGAAACUACAUUAAAUUACUUUUUCCUUUU
Messenger RNA from Hibiscus syriacus, 985 nucleotides. RefSeq names its product vacuolar protein sorting-associated protein 2 homolog 1-like. Gene Ontology annotation, cellular component: multivesicular body; ESCRT III complex. Bases 152 to 826 code for a protein of 224 amino acids. NCBI's taxonomy places the organism in Eukaryota, Viridiplantae, Streptophyta, Magnoliopsida, Malvales, Malvaceae. The record is from RefSeq and is a predicted model, not a curated record. The transcript is spliced from 5 exons. Gene Ontology annotation, biological process: protein transport; late endosome to vacuole transport; endosome transport via multivesicular body sorting pathway.